This is a messenger RNA of Penicillium nucicola, 990 nucleotides long. RefSeq lists its product as uncharacterized. NCBI's taxonomy places the organism in Eukaryota, Fungi, Ascomycota, Eurotiomycetes, Eurotiales, Aspergillaceae. The record is from RefSeq and is a predicted model, not a curated record. The transcript has a single exon. Bases 1 to 990 code for a protein of 329 amino acids.
AUGGCGUGUAGAUUCAAGGAGAAAGGCGUUCCUGGAAGACCCAGGAAACGCUUACGACAAGAUGGUCAUUUGGAGGAAAAGCAACCCGAACCAUCAAGUGCGUCCAGUCGGUCGCCGGACAUCUCUCGACCGGCGAUGUACUUUCAAAACGCUGUCGACGCGGUAAUUCAUGACGAGAACUUCGCAUCGCUACCGUAUGAAUUGUCUGGAAACUGCGGCUUUGAUUCCCUCCAUUGGGAGAUGCUGGAGAAUGGAAAUAUCUUCUCUACUCCACUGGAAUCAUGGCAGACACUACAGCACAGCGAAACGAGUGAGCCUGAGAUCUCUACCACGGCGCUGGGCGCCUACGCCUCUCCUGUGUCACUCUCUCAAUCCUGUAAAUGCGACGAAGAAGUAUCGGAGAUAGUCCGGAAUUUGAGUCGCGCAAACGUGUCUCACGGUAUCAUCCAUAUGCUUCGGACCGGAGUCUCUCUCGCGGAAAGGCUACUGACCUGUCCAAUAUGCUACGAUGUAUCCAAGCCGCCUCGAUUGACGGUUCAAAAUGUGUUGCUGAUCGGUCAGCUGAUGUUUGGGAUUACAACUGGCUACCACAAAUAUCUACGUUGGUUGAGAGAAUAUUGCUCGGAGCUGGACAUGAGGUGUGAGACAGAAGCCAUCCAUCUCGAGACUAGUCUGGGGCUUCCCUCCGGUCCAACGUUACAAAUCAGCGGCGAGAAGUUUCAAGCACUCGUCACGCACGGUCUACAGACCGAUGCAAAACGCCUGUUGUCACUAGGGGACAAAUUUGCGCUGCGGCAGCGCAAUCGUCAUCUCGUUGGUCACGAAAUUUGCCCCGGUACUGAGGGAGGGUGUCGGAAGAAAGAAGACGUAAAUUACGAUCCGCUGGAUCUUUGCCCGCAAGAUCCUGCGGAACGGAAGUUGGUGCCUUGCUUUCGCAUUGUUGAGGAGGUUCGGGGGAUGAUAAGGGAUGUUGCAGAAGCCCUUUUGUAA